GGGGAGAGAGGGGAAAAGAAGAGGGGAUCACAAUAAGCCGACUGCACGAUAGGGAAGAGAGGACAGGAGGAGUUUAGACUUCUUGGUGAAAACAAACUCGGCUGAAAACAUCUGGAGCACAGCGCAAGCUGAACCUGGACACACGUCUUGCAGCUCCAGAGCCCCUUCUCAGACUUCCUGCUUCCAGUAACGUCCCUACAGUUUAGUUUAUAACUCAUCAAAACGCCAGGAUAAUGCACAGAAUGGACAGAUAACUCUCAUCAUUUAAGUGACUCGAGUAAUAAGUUAAAGAGAGAUCCUUUUUACUUACGCCAAGUUUAUCUCGCUAGCGCCAGAUCUUCGCGCAUGGGAAAUUUUCACACGCAGAUAAUGUGUUGACAAAAAGCAAAGAGAAGACUGUGCGAACCGUGUAAAGGGACAUCUGCCCGAUUUUUGUUUCUUUUUUGGGAGUAGAAUCAAGUAAUGGCACCAGAGAUGAAGUCGUGUGUCCGUCUUCUGCUGUUGGCGGUGGUGUGGGAGGCGAGCGCGCAAGGAGCCACGGAGCGACAAGUAAAUCCAGAGUCAUGGCUACAACAGUAUGGUUACCUGCCCCCGGGGGACUUGAGGACUCAUGCCCUUCGUUCCCCUCAUUCCGUCACCUCAGCCAUUGCGGCCAUGCAGAGGUUCUACGGCCUCACCGUCACCGGCACCAUUGACGAGAACACCGUCCAGGCCAUGAAGCGGGCGCGCUGUGGCGUGCCAGAUAAGUUUGGUGCUGAGCUGAAGAGCAACCUGAGGAGGAAGCGCUACGCCACCCAGGGUCUGAAGUGGUCCAAGCAAGACAUCACUUUCUCUAUACAGAACUACACCCCGAAGGUGGGUGAGUACGAGACCCAUCAGGCCAUCAGGAAGGCCUUCAAGGUGUGGGAGAGUGUCACCCCGCUUCGUUUCCGCGAAAUCCCCUACAGCUACAUAAGGGACAAGGUGGAGGAGUUCGCCGACAUCAUGCUCUUCUUCGCGGAGGGCUUCCACGGUGACAGUAGCCCGUUCGACGGCGAAGGGGGAUUCCUGGCGCAUGCCUACUUCCCUGGCAACGGCAUCGGUGGGGAUACCCACUUUGAUGCAGCUGAGCCGUGGACGAUCGGAAACCAGGAUCUCUUAGGUAAUGACAUUUUCCUUGUUGCGGUCCAUGAGCUGGGCCAUGCUCUGGGUCUCGAGCACUCCAGCGACCCCUCAGCAAUCAUGGCUCCCUUCUAUCAAUGGAUGGACACCGAGAACUUCCAACUCCCUGAUGACGACCGCAAAGGCAUACAGCAACUCUAUGGAUCAGGAUCAGGAUCCAACAUUCCUACACAGCAACCACCUUACAACGACCCCGAACCCCCAGAGUCUCCAGACAAACCUCGCUUUGGCCCCAACAUUUGUGAUGGACACUUUGACACCAUCGGCAUCUUCAGAGGAGAAAUGUUCGUGUUCAAGGAUAAAUGGUUCUGGAGAGUGCGUAACAACCGCGUGUUGGAUGGAUACCCCAUGCCAAUUGGUCACUUUUGGAGGGGGAUGCCCACUCACAUUAAUGCUGCUUUUGAAAGGGAAGAUGGCAAAUUUGCAUUCUUUAAAGGAGACAGGUAUUGGGUGUUCACUGAGUCUAUUUUGGAAUCUGGUUACCCUAAGAACCUUAAAGAAAUGGGCACUGGUCUUCCCAAAGAUCGUCUCGAUGCUGCUCUCUUCUACACCCCCACUGGACAGACCUAUUUCUUCAGAGGAAACCAGUAUUACCGUUUCAAUGAAGAAGCUCGAGCAGUUGAUGAUGGCUAUCCAAAGUCUGUCAGUGUGUGGCAGGGCGUGCCUGACAACGUCAAGGCAGCCUUCAUGAGCAAAGACCAAGCAUACACCUACUUCUACAAAGCCAACAAGUACUGGAAGUUCAACAACCAGAUGAUGCGCGUGGAGCCCGGAUACCCAAAAUCAGCCCUUCGUGACUGGAUGGGCUGCCCCAACGAAGACCCCAAGACAGACGGAGGAAGGGGCGGAGGCGGACAUGACAAGGACAAGGAGAGGGAAAAAGACAAGGAGAGGGAAAAGGACAAGGGGCGGGAGGAUGAGGACAGAACUAGAGAUAGAGAUAGAGAGAGGGAGCGGGAGAGGGAGAGGGAAAGAGAAAGAGAAAGAGAAAGGGAGAGAGAGAGGGAGAGGGAGACAGAGGUGGACGUGGAGGAGGAUAUUGAUGUGACCAUCAUUAAGACGAGUUCUGGCAGCGGGGCAGCAGCGGUGGUCGUGCCGCUGUUCCUGUUAGUGUGUGUGAUCGCGACGUUGGCAGCCUUGGUGUUUUUCCGUCGGUACGGUACCCCACGCCGACUCCUCUACUGCCAGCGCUCUCUACUGGACAAGGUGUAGAUGCAGUAUGAAGGGAGGGGAGACAAGGGAGAGAGAGAGAGAGAAAGGGAGAGAAAUUGAAAGAAAUGUCCAACACAGCUGACGGAGCAGGAGAGAUAAAAACAGGAGAAAGAGCAGAAGGAAAAAAAAAUAUUCUUACCACUGACGCAUUCCUUUUACUCUAUCUCUCAACCACUCAAUCCUUCCAUUUUUGUUCUUUUUCUCUCCAUCCGGCUUCUUCUUCUUCUUCUUCUUCUGUGGUUACUGACGCCAGCUCAUUGCUGUUUGUUUUAGCCUUUUUCAAUGUCUUAUUUUUAGUUUUUGCCAGUGGUCAGUGUUUGUGUCCUUGUGAAUUUCCACUUCAAACUCGCAUCUUGGUGACGUCCAUUCCAGCAUGUUUCUCUGCAUAAGCAGACAGAGUGUUUGAUCGUCAGCCGCCACCCCAACCCCCCCUCCCCAUGUUCCCACUUAAUACUUAACUUGCACACACAUAAACCCAAACACUCGGAAGCCACAGCGACGUAGUCAUUGUGUUUUCCUAAAUCUUCCAGUAAUCGACAUGUCCGAGCCAGCGGUGACCAUAAAAAGAAAACAGAACAUUACGUUACAUCCUUAUGAAGCAUGAGAUAUAAAGAUGUGUCAGAAUAAGCAUUAAAUACAACUGUCUUUUGCUCUUUUUUUUAUAUCAGUGUCUUUAGUGUUGAUUAUUAUUAUUAUAAAUGAUGUUGUCAUUACUAUUAUGGCUAUUACUAUUAUUGUUGUUGUCCUCCUUGUAAAGAAUGUUUUUUUUGUACAUUGUCAUUAAAAGGUCCUGCUGGACAGUGACAUACAGUUUUGAAAGUGGCCUUAAUUUUAUAUAUAUGUGGGGACAGUGAAUGGGAAACGGGGUUAUGUAUUCUUGAAACUUGAUUGUUUUUUUUAUACCUUGAAUCACUCUCAAAUGAAAAUAAAUUCAAGAUCUGAAAAUGACUCCUUUUUGUCAUUGUACUUACUUUUGUACAGCUUUCCAAUCAUGGUGCUACAUUACUAGUCAGGGGUCCGGAGCGAAUUCACAACAAUGAUAAUAAUACUAGCGAUGAUGAUGAUAAUGAUGACCAUCUAGUUUUCUCAAUGAGACUGUGUGUGUGUACUGACUUAUAUAUUUCAAGCUUUUCUUACAAAAUAAAGUAAUUUCAAAAGGC
Messenger RNA from Mugil cephalus (flathead mullet), 3533 nucleotides. RefSeq names its product matrix metallopeptidase 14b (membrane-inserted) (gene mmp14b). Gene Ontology annotation, molecular function: metalloendopeptidase activity; zinc ion binding. The record is from RefSeq and is a predicted model, not a curated record. The transcript has 10 exons. Lineage: Eukaryota; Metazoa; Chordata; Actinopteri; Mugiliformes; Mugilidae. Gene Ontology annotation, cellular component: extracellular matrix. The coding region runs from base 463 to 2373 and encodes 636 amino acids. Gene Ontology annotation, biological process: collagen catabolic process; extracellular matrix organization; skeletal system development.